Messenger RNA from Cervus elaphus (red deer), 7313 nucleotides. RefSeq names its product immunoglobulin superfamily member 3 (gene IGSF3). Bases 779 to 4420 code for a protein of 1213 amino acids. The transcript has 12 exons. The record is from RefSeq and is a predicted model, not a curated record. NCBI's taxonomy places the organism in Eukaryota, Metazoa, Chordata, Mammalia, Artiodactyla, Cervidae.
GCCGGGCGGAGGGGGCGGGGCCUGGGGAGGGGCCGGAGCGCGGCUGCCGGUGCCUCUGCGGGAGCAGAGGAAGGAGGCGGUGCGUCCCCAGAGGCGUGCGCCGGGACGGAAGGACAGACGGACCCAAGCGCGCGGCGAGAGGGCCGGUGGCGAGAAAUCUGCUGGCAUUGUGGGACCGCUUCAGGGCUGCCGAACGAACGCCAACUUGCUUCGUUGUGUUUCGGGCAGGUCUGGGGCAGGUGGCAGCCCCGUCAUGGAUGGAGACGGACUUUUUGAUGAAGAAACCCGAAGCAGGUGAUGUCAGCUAGGGCGAUUUGGCUGUCAAAGGUUUUGACAAAACCUGCCGUGUUCCCUUCCGGGGAAUCCGAAUGAGGGAGAUUACAGACACCUUCACCGGGAAGCCAAGGACAUUUCUGUAUAAUCAGUGGAUGAAAGGAUUUUCUCAGACUCUCUUUUUCCUUUUCCUUGAGGAUUAAACCACCGCAAUCUACAAUUCCAGUGGAAGCCACAAGGCACAAGAUGUGGCAGGAGCCUCGAGCGCCUUCCGAAUUGUUCUGGACCCUUCCUUUGGCAUAGAGGAGUUUAGCACUUGCCACCCACCGCCCCUCCCCGCCCCCACACUCCCUCCUGAUGAGCUCCUUAACCUGUUCUCCUUCCCUGAAUUGAGUUCUAGUUCCAAAACUGUCCUCUGGAGCUAUAAGUGGAUUGCCAGAAAAGAGAGAUUAAGGGCUGGGAGAAGAGGAAGCGCCCUGUGUUGUGUCUUCUCUUGGCUGCCGACAUGAAGUGCUUUCUCCCCGUGCUGAGCUGUCUGGCUGUGCUGGGUGUCGCGACAGCACAGCGGCUGGUCGCCAUCCAGGAAGGUCCCUUGUACCGCACGGAGGGCUCUCACAUCACCAUCUGGUGCAAUGUGAGCGGCUUCCAGGGGCCCUCUGAGCAGAAUUUCCAGUGGUCCAUUUACAUGCCCACAGCCCCUGAACGCGAGGUCCAGAUCGUCAGCACCAUGGACUCCUCUUUCCCUUACGCCAUCUACACACAGCGUGUCCACAGCGGGAAGAUCUACGUGGAGAGGGUCCGGGGGAACUUGGCCUUGUUACACAUCACUGACCUCCAGGCCCGGGAUGCCGGGGUGUACGAGUGCCACACGCCCAGCACUGACGAGCGGUACUUCGGGAGUUACAGCGCCAAGAUGAACCUCGUGGUGAUCCCGGACUCCCUGCAGGCCAGCGCUGUGCCCCAGACUUUGCACAAAGUGGAGCAGGACCCCCUGGAGCUCACAUGUGACAUAUCCACGGAGACGCUGCAGCACAGCCACCUCUCGGUGGCCUGGCUCCGGCAGCGCGGCAGCGAGAAGCCGGUGGAGGUCCUCGCCCUGAGCCGGGACUUUGUGCUGCAGUCCAGCAGCGACUACGCGCAGAGGCUGAGCCUGGGGGAGAUGCACCUGGACAAGCUGGGGAGCACCACCUUCCGCCUCACCAUCUUCCACCUGCAGCCCUCGGACCAGGGCGAGUUCUACUGCGAGGCCACGGAGUGGAUCCAGGACCCGGACGGCUCGUGGUACCCCAUGACCCGAAAGCGUUCCGAGGGGACCGUGGUCAACGUCCAGCCCACCGACAAAGAGUUCACCGUUCGGCUGGAGACAGAUAAGCGGCUGUACACGGUGGGAGAGCCGGUGGAGUUCAGAUGCAUCCUGGAGGCGCAGCACGUUCCUGACCGUUACUUCGCUGUCUCCUGGGCCUUCAACAGCUCACUCAUCGCCAGCAUGGGGCCGAACGCCGUGCCAGUCCUCAACAGUGAAUUUGCCCAUCGGGAGGCCAGGGGCCAGCUCAAAGUGGCCAAGGAGGGCGACAAUGUCUUCGUGCUGAAGAUCUACCACCUCCGCCAGGAGGACAGCGGCAAAUACAACUGUCGUGUGACGGAGAGAGAGAAAACGGUAACCGGGGAAUUCAUCGACAAGGAGAGCAAGCGUCCCAAGAACAUCCCCAUCAUCGUCCUCCCCAUCACAGAUAACUGGGUAGUUAAAGUCCCCCAGCACCACCAGAUCCUGCCCCAAGGCCACUUGGAGAGCAGCAUCUCAGUGGAGGUGGCCAGCAACACCAGCGUCAUCCUGGAGGGCGACAAUCUACACCUUUCCUGCAGCAUCCGGACGGCGGGCCGGCCUCUCGGCCGCUUCUCCGUCAUCUGGCAGCUGGUGGACCGGCAGAACCGCCGCAGCAACAUCGUGUGGCUGGACCGAGAUGGCACUGUGCAGCCCGGAGCGUCCUACUGGGAGCGCAGCAGGUUUGGGGGCGUCCAGAUGGAGCAGGUGCAGCCCAACACGUUCAGCCUGGGCAUCUACAACAGCAGGAAGGAGGACGAGGGCCAGUACGAUUGCCACGUGACCGAAUGGGUGCGGGCCGUGGAUGGUGAGUGGCAGGUCGUGGGGGAGCGCCGGGCCAGCACUCCCGUCUCCAUCACCGCUCUCGAAACAGGCUUCGCAGUCACCGCCAUCUCCCGCACACCGGGGGUGACCUAUUGCGACUCCUUCGACCUGCAGUGCAUCAUCAAACCCCAUUAUCCCUCCCGGGUCCCCGUGUCAGUGACGUGGCGGUUCCAGCCGGUGGGCACCACCGAGUUCCACGAUCUGGUGACCUUCACCCGGGAUGGAGGAGUCCAGUGGGGGGACAGGUCUUCCAGCUUCCGGACCCGGACGGCCAUCGAGAAGGCGGAAUCCAGCAACAACGUCCGGCUGAGCAUCAGCCGAGCCAGCGACACGGAGGCGGGCAAGUACCAGUGUGUGGCGGAGCUGUGGCGGAGGAACUACAACAGCAGCUGGACGCGGCUGGCCGAGAGGACCUCCAACCUGCUAGAAAUCCGGGUGCUGCAGCCAGUGACAAAGUUGCAGGUGAGCAAAUCAAAGCGGACCCUCACCCUGGUGGAAAACAGGCCCAUCCAGCUGAACUGCUCAGUCAAGUCCCAGACCAGCCAGAACUCCCACUUCGCUGUGCUCUGGUAUGUCCACAAGCCCUCGGACGCCGACGGCAAGCUCAUCCUCAAAACCACCCACAACUCUGCCUUUGAGUACGGCACCUAUGCCGAGGAGGAGGGCCUGAGAGCCAGGCUGCAGUUUGAGAGGCACGUGUCCGGGGGUCUGUUCAGCCUCACUGUCCAGAGAGCCGAGGUCAGCGACAGCGGCAGCUACUACUGCCAUGUGGAAGAGUGGCUGCUGAGCCCCAACUAUGCCUGGUACAAGCUGGCAGAGGAGGUUUCCGGGCGUACGGAGGUCACUGUGAAGCAGCCAGACAGCCGCCUGAAGCUCAGCCAAGCGCAGGGCAACCUGUCGGUCCUGGAGACGCGGCAGGUGCAGCUGGAGUGCGUGGUCCUGAACCGCACGAGCGCGGCCUCGCAGCUGCUGCUGGAGUGGUUUGUGUGGAAGCCCAACCAGCCAGAGCGGGAGACCGUGGCCCGCCUGAGCCGCGACGCCACCUUCCACUACGGAGAGCAGGCGGCCAAGAACAACCUGAAGGGCCGGCUGCACUUGGAGAGCCCGUCCCCCGGCGUGUACCGGCUCUUCAUCCAGAACGUGGCCGUGCAGGACAGCGGCACCUACAGCUGCCGCGUGGAGGAGUGGUUGCCCAGCCCCAGUGGCACGUGGUACAAACGGGCCGAGGACACCGCCGGCCAGACGGCUGUUCGCGUCACUCGCCCAGAUGCUGCCCUGCAGGUGGACACAGUGGUCCCCAAUGCCACAGUGUUCGAGAAGGCAGCUUUCCAGCUGGACUGUAGCAUCGUGUCUCGCUCCAGCCAGGACUCCCGCUUCGCCGUGGCCUGGUACUCCCUGAGGACUAAAGUUGGAGGAAAAAGGGGUAGCCCUGGCUCAGAAGAUGGGGAGGAGGAGGACGAGGAAGUGGAGGUGGAUGAAGAGGAGGAAGAGGACCCCACAGAGCGGACCACCCUGCUGAGUGUGGGUGCAGAUGCCGUCUUUGGCCCAGAGGGCAGCCCUUGGGAGGGCAGGCUUCGCUUCCAGAUGCUUUCCCCGCUCCUCUACCGGCUCACCGUGCUGCAGGCCAGCCCCCAGGACUCGGGUAACUACUCCUGCCACGUGGAGGAGUGGCUUCCCAGCCCUCAAAAGGAGUGGUACCGGCUGACCGAGGAGGAGUCGGCCCCCGUCGGCAUCCACGUUCUGGACACAAGUUCCACCCUGCAGUCCAUCAUCUGCUCCAACGACGCACUCUUCUACUUUGUCUUCUUCUACCCUUUCCCCAUCUUUGGCAUCCUUAUCAUCACCAUCCUGCUGGUGCGCUUCAAGAGCCGGAACUCCAGCAAGAACUCCGAGGGGAAGAAUGGGGUGCCCCUGUUGUGGAUCAAGGAACCACACCUCAACUACUCCCCCACUUGCCUGGAGCCCCCCGUGCUCAGCAUCCACCCAGGAGCCAUAGACUAAGGGGCCUUCAGGUGAUCAGAAACCACGGAGGAGCUGAGGCUCUCCUCGCUGCAUCUUGCUCUACCACCAGACAGCGGACAGCACCCGACCUGUGGGGCGCUCUCGCAGAACACAGUCAGACUUCAGAAGUGUUCAGAGUCGCCCAUCUGUCAGAGGCAGGCUGCCUCUAGGUGGCAGUCUUGGUCGGUUAGCUAUUUUCGAGCAGAUGGCGCCAUCCUGCCAGUUAGGUUUCUUGUUUUUGUUUUUGGUAAUGUGGUGAGUAGCUCCCGGUGCCACGUCUACUCGCUGGUUUAUAUAGUAUUCUCAGAUAUAGAUGUUACAGGGGUUCUUAUUCUUUGUAAGGGACUCUUUUUCAAUCCCUUUGGUUUACCCUUUUUGGAUUCCAUGAUGUUGUGGAUGAAUUACUCUGAAAUACAACUGAUGGCAAAAGGAAGGACAGACUUUAUAUCGCGAAGGACUCUCUUCCAAGGCUUUUUUCAUUUUUGCACACUUGAAAAUGCCACCCAUGGAUCAAAAUAUACUCCAAAUUUUUUACUUCCUUAACGAGACUUGAAAAUUAUGUGUAGUAUGGGCCCAAUUUGUAUCUUAUCUUUUCCCUCAGCUAGAGUUGUUGGAACCACUUUGUAGUCAAGAUGAAAGCAUUGAAUUUAGCUUCAAAGAACUGUGUAUGUACAAGAUAAAUCCUGCGUAUAAACCCCACUAGGAGUAGAUAGUGCCCAGCCCAGCCUAUCUGUCUGGAGGGGGGCAAUAGGCUUCAUCCUAUCCUUGCCAAAAAAUAAGCAGACUUGGCUGGAGACAAGUCAGAAGCUCUGAACAGUACACACUUUGCAGGUUAAAGUGGGCAGAAGGUUACUUUUAGCAGCUACUGACUUUCAGAUUGAUCAAAGUCAGCAAUUAGUGAAAGAAGGAAAUAAGGCUGGUUGUUGGCUUGGUCUGUUCUGCAAGGGCAGUCUCUGAUAACUGUUAGCAGGUGGGCUUUUGUUUCCAGGUGCUUUAUCAAACUCUUAAGGGCAAGUGGCCAGUGAGCCUGGAAAGGGGCCAGCAACUGAGCUGAAUACACGGGGCCCAAGCAGCCACCACAUCCACCAUCGGAAGGCACAGGGGCCGGCUGACAGCUUAGGUUCAUGAACACUGGGACAGUAGCCAGCAGUGAUUUCCAGAGCCUGGCAUUGGACAACAGGGAGGAAUAACUACCUCCCUGGAGGUAUGAAGACUACGUUUUCCUUCUUCCUUCUGACCACAUCUUUCUCAAAGAUAUUGAUGUCUUUCUUCUUCGCCAUUUGACCUGCAUCUCACUGCCAUAAGAAUAUCUGCCCAGGGGAAGCCCAGAUGCAGCCCUUUGUGAUCCUUAUGGAUUACCCCAUCUCAGCAGAACGUGAUCACAUGCAUGGACUUUGUACCCUCCCCUUUCUUAGAUCUUAUUUGUGGCUUUAGGUGAUUUGGUUGUUUGUUGUUGACUUUUUAUUUGGAUGACCCUUAAAGCCUGGUGAAGCCAAUGUCACCUGUUAUUUUUCACUUGUUGGGCAAGAUCCUGGGCUCCAGAGCAUCCUCAGUUGCAAGUGCUUCCUUUUGCUCGCUCCAUGAAGAUGUUUUUGUUUUUUUUUUCUUUUGCCUGGCUUCCUCAUACUUUGCUGGCCACAAGUGCCGUCUCCCUUCCUUAUGAACUUGCAGCUUGAAUCCCAAGGGAGAACCUACUUGGGAAAAAGUGUCCAGGAGUUCUGGAACUAAAUCUAACCCGAGAGAUUAGUGUGGAACCCAAUCCUGAGGCUGAACAGAUGCCAGGGGAGGCUGUGGGACUCCAGGCCACGUGGAUGCUGAUCCUUACCUGGGUGCUUGGCAGGUGCUUUGAUGUGUCAUAGCCAAGGGGAAGCAACGCCGUUGCCUGGCUGUUUUCUGAAGGGCUUACAUAGGCUGCGUUCUCUCCCUCCCGGAUACACCAGUCCUCUCCCGCGACUCUGUGUAGGCACCACCACCUUAAUCCCACCAAUGCCUCACAUGCUCAUCCCCGUUUCUUGUGCUGCAUCAACGCUAUAGAGGUACAGAACAGGCGCAGUGGUGAGGAAAUAAGAUGGCCUUUGGCUCCAUUUCUUCAGAUCGGGGUGUGCGCUUUCGAUGGGAAAUUGCUGGCCCCGCAUUUAUAGACUGAGUCAACAUGAGAAGAUGAUGUACUUUCCAUCCGUCUGAAUGGAAAGAUGCUGGAGGGCUGGCUGGAACUGGGACAUGUAAUGAAGACUUGAGUUUGAAUAGGUUUACGGAAAAAAGAAAAGCCAGUGCUGCACAUAAGUAAGUGAAGCACUUGCAGGAGAUUUGAAAGGAAAAAAGAAACCGAAGCCAGUAUUUUAAUAAUUGUCUUUUUUUUUUUUUUUCUCUUGUGCAUUUUCUAUUGGGCCAGGGGGUACCAUCAAAGGGUGAGCUUUUCUGCUUUCUAUGAAAAUCCCAAGGACCUUCUUUUUUGGCCAUUUCUGUGGAUAUGUGGCAUCUGCUGAGUGGUAAUGCUGGCCUCCAGUGGCUGGGAGACCUCAUUGCAAGUUGCCUACAGGAGAGACCCAGAGAGGAACGGCCAACAGUUCUGUUGACUUAUCUGCAUCUACAAUAUUGUAUUAAUAAAAACCAACACUGUGCUAGGCCCAUUCCAGGACAUGGCUAUGACCACACCCUCUUUCCCUAGGGGGUUUCUGUAGCAAGUUUUCAUGUUUUUUUUUCAAACAAUGGUUUCUCUGCGUUUACUGUUGAAGAAAAAAAAAAGUAGGGUAGACAGACUACCCAUGCAUGAUGUAGAGAGCUGUUGAUUUGUUUUUUGUUUGUUUUUUUUAAAAGAAAACUAUUUGUAAGAUGUUGCACUAAAAUGUUUUAUAUACACUUCAGAGACCUGUAGUAAAUUAUGUUGAAAAUA